This is a messenger RNA of Aureobasidium melanogenum CBS 110374, 1008 nucleotides long. RefSeq names its product DNA glycosylase. The coding region runs from base 1 to 1008 and encodes 335 amino acids. The transcript has 3 exons. NCBI's taxonomy places the organism in Eukaryota, Fungi, Ascomycota, Dothideomycetes, Dothideales, Saccotheciaceae. Gene Ontology annotation, biological process: DNA alkylation repair; base-excision repair, AP site formation; base-excision repair. Gene Ontology annotation, cellular component: protein-DNA complex; nucleus. The record is from RefSeq and is a predicted model, not a curated record. Gene Ontology annotation, molecular function: alkylated DNA binding; DNA-3-methyladenine glycosylase activity; DNA-7-methylguanine glycosylase activity.
AUGUUUGAUUCUUUGUUCCAAGAGGCUCCUCGCAAACGCCAAAAGAUCAAUGGUGCUUCGCCACCAGCAUCAACACUUCCAGCUGAUAGUCUACCAACUCCGGCCACAUCGUCCAGUGAUACUGCGACGACAGAUGGACACAUCUCUCCCAGGCCCGCAGAACCCCACAUCACAAACGCACCUCUGAAAUCUCCAGAGACAGAUAAAGUAGUAACAGCCUACUCAACCUGGGACAACGACACUUCAGGCCCCACUCCCACCAGCACCACAAACACACUCCUAGACACCGCUCUAGCACACCUCAAACACCAUGACUAUACCGGCCGCUUGACACCCUACCUCUCCAAAUUCCACUGUAAAGUCUUUGACGCAGAAGGGUUAGCACAACCAAUCGACCCUUUUCGCUCUUUGGCUUCUGGAAUCAUUGCUCAACAAGUCUCUGGUGCUGCUGCUAGUAGCAUAAAAGCUAAAUUCAUAGCUUUAUUCCCUCCUUCCCAACAACACAACUAUACAGGUCCUCCUACCUUUCCUCCCCCGGCUUUGGUAGCCGAAAUGCCUAUUCCGACACUCAGAACUGCAGGCUUGAGUCAAAGAAAAGCAGAAUACAUCCAAGGACUAGCUCAACACUUUACCUCAGGAAAGCUGAGUGCAGAGAUGUUGGCAACAGCUUCCGACGAAGAAGUCAUGGAAAAACUUGUUGCAGUUAGGGGGUUGGGAAAGUGGAGUGUAGAGAUGUUUGCAUGUUUCGAUCUGAAAAGGCUCGAUGUGUUUUCUACAGGAGACCUGGGCGUACAACGUGGGUUAGCAGUAUACCUAGGCAAAGACGUCAACAAACUCAAAGCCAAAGGAGGAGGAAAGUGGAAGUACAUGGGGUCGGAAAAGGCUAUGCUCGAGGCCGCAGAGAGGUUCUCACCGUAUAGGAGUCUGUUCAUGUGGUACAUGUGGCGACUCAGCGACGUGGAUCUUUCAGCUCUCCAAGACGAUGACAAGGUCAUAUCAGAGACUUGA